Messenger RNA from Papaver somniferum (opium poppy), 1575 nucleotides. RefSeq lists its product as uncharacterized. Bases 1 to 1575 code for a protein of 524 amino acids. NCBI's taxonomy places the organism in Eukaryota, Viridiplantae, Streptophyta, Magnoliopsida, Ranunculales, Papaveraceae. The transcript has 5 exons. The record is from RefSeq and is a predicted model, not a curated record.
AUGCCGGGGUUCACUAAUUCAGUGUUGGCUAAUAGAUUGAAGAAGGUGAUGCAUAAAUUAGUUUCUGAAUUUCAGGGUACAUUUAUAAAAGGUAAACAGAUUCUUGAUGGUGCUCUUAUUGCUGGUGAAUGUGUGGAUAGUAGGCUGAAUUCUAAGAAACCUGGUAUUCUGUGCAAAGUUGAUAUGGAGAAGAUUCUUUCAAAGUUGGUAGAUGAUGCUGUGUUGAGAAAGAAAAUUACAGGUUUUCAGGUGGAAGAUGAAGAAACUGUUAUUUCUCAUUUGCAGUUUGCAGAUGAUACAUUACUCUUUGUUGAUGCUAAUGUGGAGGAUGUUAGAAGAUUGUUGAUUAUUCUUACUUCUUUUGAGUUAUUGAAAAUUAUGAAACUGAAGUUGGAGAAGAGUUCCAUGAUAAGUGUAGGUGCUGAUGAAUUUAUUGGUGAUCUAGCUUUGGAGUUGGGUUGUAAGGUGGAGAAAUUACCAUUUAAAUACUUAGGAUUACCUAUUGGUGCUACAACAAGAUGCACAAGUGUUUGGGAGGAGGUUAUCAAAAGAAUGGAAGUAAAGUUGGUUACAUGGAAGAAAAGAUUUCUUUCAAAAGCUGGAAGUGUAGAGAAGAAGCUUAACAAGUUGAUGAGGAAUUUCUUGUGGGAUUCUACUGAAGAGAGAAUAAGAAUGUUUUGGGUAUCAUGGCUUAAGAUUUGUAAACCAAAACAUUUAGGUGGUUUGGGCAUUCAGAACUUAAGAUGUACAAGCAAAGCUUUAAAAGCUAAAUGGGUUUGGAGAUAUGUAAAUGAGAAGAGAGAUUUAUGGAGAAGAAUAGUUCAACAGAAGAUGAAGAAUGGUGUUGAAUUGGUCUUCUUUGGCCCACUGAAGAACAGAUAUCCAACUAUUUUUAAGGCACUCAGCAAUAAGAAUGCUUCUCUUUUGGAUAUGAUUGAGAAUGGGAGGUUGAAAUGUCAGACUAGAAGAAGAUUAUACCAGAAUGAACAAUUUGAAUGGGAUAUGUUGUGUAAUGAUCUUGGUCAUGUUCAUGGAUUGAAUGAAGAAGAAUAUGUGGUGGAGGUCAUGGAAGAUUUUUCAGUUAAGAAGUGCUAUGAGUUAUUAGUUCAAGAUGAUACUAGAUGGGACUUUAACAGGUUUUUAUGGAAACAAGGUAUACCACCUAAGGUAAGUUUCAUGCUCUGGGCUACAUUUCAUGAUUCUCUACCUACUCUUUCAAUGCUCAAGCACAAAGGGCUGGAUAUUGAAAACACCUUGUGUCUUUUCUGUAAGAGGGACGAGGAAUGUGCAUACCAUUUUUUUGUUGGAUGCUCUUUAACCCAUGAAGUUUGGUGUCAUUUCAUUAAGGCAUUUAAACUAUCCUGGGUUGCUCCUAUUUCAGUGAAGAAUUUAUUUCUAGCUUGGAAUUUGAACAACCUCCAUGACAGAUGUAAAAGGAUAUGGUGGAAGGUGAUUUAUGCAGUGUGUUGGCAACUGUGGACUGAGAGAAACAGAAGAAAUAAUGGAGGCAGAGUUAUGACAGUGGAGGAGGUCUUAAUGUUGGUUAAGCAGAAUAUUGUGCUUGGGUGUUCUUAG